UUUGCUGAGGACUCGAAGAUGCAACAAUGUUUACACUUACAUGUAGAUUAUAGCAUAGGAGGAUUCCCAUUGUAUAUAAAUUAAAGCCACGCUGCGCACAUUGGUCGAAAAUCAUUAAUACACUUGGUUUUUGACGCUCACAAUUUGCCAGCCGUAGGCUAUAAUGUGGUUUAAAACGCUGUCUGUCUCAAUGUCUGUGGUUGUGAUUCCGCUCGAGUCGCAGAGCAAGUUUCGCAACACUGUCCAUUGUGUCAGCAGCGUUCUGCCAGUGACAUGUCUACGUUGGCCAACAUGAUUAACGUAGGCUGUUGUAUACUAGGAAAACGGUCAUGGAACUUUUGUGGUAUUAUGGCCUAUUAUUUGCUGCAAGAAUUGCUUUUGUGUGCCUAUAUCCACACCUGUCAGGUGUCUGUUUGUCGUGUCUUUCAAGCAUUGCUACAUCCGGGUUCCAGUGAUGGAUGGAGCACAGCUAGGGGCUUGAUUGCUGGGGGUAACUGAAGCUGUGGUUACCAUGGCGACACACUUUGACACAGAGUACCAGCGCCUAGAGGCUUCAUACAGCGACUCUCCACCCGGAGAGGAGAACCUACUGGUGCACAUACCUGAUGGAAACAAGUCCCCGUGGCACCACAUAGAGAACCUGGACCUGUUCUUCCAGAGGGUCUAUAACCUGCACCAGAAGAAUGGCUUCACCUGUAUGCUGCUGGGAGAGGUCUUUGAGCUGGUCCAGUUGCUGUUUGUGGUAGGAUUCACAGUCUUCUUGGCUAACUGUGUGGACUAUGACAUUCUGUUCGCUAACAAGUUUGUCAACCACACCGACUCCUCCAAAGUCACACUGCCUGACGCCUUCCUGCCUGUGCACGUCUGCAGUGCAAGUAUCCGUGACAAUGUGGCAGUGAUGUUUGUGUUGAUGAUAUCUGGAGUGUUCUGGCUGCAUCGCCUCAUCAAGUUCAUCUACAACGUCUGCUGCUACUGGGAGAUACGCUCCUUCUACACCAACGCACUCAAGAUGAGCAUGGCAGAGCUGCCAUACUUCACAUGGCAGGAGGUUCAGGCCCGGAUCGUUGAGAUCCAGAAGGAACACCAGAUCUGUAUCCACAAGAAAGAACUCACAGAACUGGACAUAUACCACCGUAUCCUGCGCUUCAAAAACUACAUGGUUGCCAUGGUAAAUAAGUCCCUUCUUCCCGUGCGUUUCCGCCCUCCACUGCUCGGGGAGAGUGUGUUUUACACCCGCGGUCUCAAGUACAACUUUGAACUCAUCUUCUUCUGGGGGCCAGGCUCUCUGUUUGAGAGUGAGUGGAGUUUGAAGCCGCAGUAUAAGAGAGGUGGUAACAGGUUGGAGCUGGCAGACAAACUGGCAUCACGUAUACUGUGGAUCGGCAUCGCCAACCUCUUACUCUGUCCUGUCGUACUGGUCUGGCAAAUACUGUAUGCCUUCUUCAGCUAUACAGAGGUGAUAAAGCGUGAGCCAGGUAGUUUGGGAGCGAGGUGUUGGUCUCUGUACGGUCGAUGUUACCUUCGCCACUUCAAUGAGCUGGACCACGAACUGAUGUCACGGCUCAGCAAGGGCUACAAAGCGUCCUCUAGGUAUAUGAACUGCUUCCUGUCCCCGUUGCUGACAGUGGUGGCUAAGAAUGUGGCCUUUUUUGCUGGCUCCCUAUUGGCUGUCCUCAUUGCGCUGACCAUCUACGACGAAGACGUCCUCGCUGUGGAACACGUCCUGUCGUCCAUCACCCUGCUGGGAGUGUGUAUCACUGUCUGCAGGUCUUUUAUCCCAGACAAACACCUGGUCUACUGUCCAGAGCAGCUGCUCAGGUUGAUCCUGGCUCACAUCCACUACAUGCCAGACCACUGGCAGGGCAACGCCCAUCGCUACGAGACACGAGACCAGUUCUCACAGCUCUUCCAGUACAAGGCUGUGUUUAUCCUAGAGGAGCUGACCAGCCCCCUGGUGACUCCCUUCAUCCUGAUCUUCAGUCUGAGGAGGAAGUCUCUGGAGAUCAUUGACUUCUUCAGGAACUUCACCGUGGAGGUGGUAGGGGUGGGAGACACCUGCUCCUUCGCUCAGAUGGACAUCAGACAGCACGGUCACCCCGCGUGGAUGUCUGAGGGGAAGACCGAGGCAUCUAUUUACCAACAGGCGGAGGAUGGGAAGACUGAGCUGUCCCUGAUGCAUUUUGCCAUCACCAACCCCCAGUGGCAGCCCCCCACCGAGACCACUCACUUCAUCAGCCAGCUGAAGGAGAGAGUACAGAGAGAGACUACAGGAGACAGACAGACUCUCACCUCACUGUCUGGGUCAGAGCCAAGGAGUCUGAUAGCUAACUUCCUGGCAGGUCCCCCCUCAUUGGCCUCUCUUCAUCUGGGGCGGGACGGCUCCUUGACCGAUCACGGGCCGGUGGGUGUUAAUGACGGAGCGUCAGCCUUGCGCUCCCUCUCAGUCAGCAGCACGAGGGGCAGCUGUAGCUCCGCCCAUAGGUCGGCCGGACACGCCUCUUCUGCAAGCAGAGCCAUGCCGGGAUCAAGUACUGAUGCUCGAACUGCUAGCUCAGGCAGUAGUGUGUGGGAAGGUCAACUGACUAGUCUCGUCCUAUCAGAAUACGCCUCCACGGAGAUGAGCAUCCACGCACUCUAUAUACAUGAGCUCCAUAAGCAGCAGUCUGGAGGGGAGUUGUCCCGGCACACCUGGCACAGGCAGGACAGUGACGACAGUAGUGACAGCGUCACCGAGGAGGGGGGUUCAGGGGGAGGGAACCCUAACCCCCGAAACCCCAUCCCCCGCUCACACACCUUCCCUAUCUCCACCCCUAUCUCCACCCCUGGUCCUAUCCCCAGCUCUAACUCGGGCCCUAACCCUGACCGAGGUACCACACCGGGGCAGGAAGUGACACCACUCCAGAGCAACAGCCAGCGUCGCUACGGAGGAAACACGGACUCUGUUGGCCCGGGGGCCAGAGUGGUGAGGUCAGCGCGUGUGCCCAUGGGGGGUUGGGCAGAGGAGGGACGUGGAGGCCGACAUCCCGACACUGUACCUGAGGAGGGCUCAGAGGACGACAUGCCUCCCAACACUCACAAGGUGACGUAACUGACCAGAGAGAUCCCACCUACCUACCCACCCUCAUCCUCAUCCUACCAGAGAAUAACUUUCUGCUCAUCUGUGAACUUUCAACCAUGGCUUCUCUUUUGACCCCAGAUGGAUAGACCUGUGGGAUAGCAGCAUGCCGUGUUAUUCACUCUAGGCUAGAGAAAAACAAUCAAGUAACAGUGUGAAGAUGACAAAGACUUUUUCUUGACACCCUCCUUGGAUGACACUUUAGCCAAUCAAGUGACGGUGGUUGAUGACUUCAUCAUAACUGGCAGCAUGGAACCCGUAGCAUAUUUAUCGGAUUUUAUAGUUGCGUCCUAGACACUAAUCUAAGGUCAGCUUUGUGGUUUCUCUCCGUAACGGUUAAGGUUAGGAUUUAGGGAGGGUAAGCUGAUCCUAGAUCUGUGCCUAAGGGCAACUUCUAUCCAGAAAUUACUUUUUCUUCUUGCAUUCAUUUGCAAAUCAGGUGUGGGUGUAAACUGCCAGUAAUGUACCUUUAAAAAAAAAAAAAAGAAUUAGUAGUUUGUCAUUUUUUUAUUCUUUUGUUUUUUCUCUUUGUGUUGUUUAUAUUUAUUGCACUUUCAGAGAAAUUGUGUUCUCAUAUAUAUAUAUAUAUAUAUAUAAGGAAUAUAACAGGAGAGCAGACUUCCACCGAGGUAUACCUACACUGGCACUAGGAAUCCUAGGGGAUUGGGCGGUAGAUUGUACAAAGACCUCCUAGACAUGAAGCAGGCACUAAACCGAUAUACACCGUGUGCAUAGACAUACUGGUAUGAAUCAAAUCAGGACGUUGGACUGUUCUAAGUAUAUCAUCGAGGUGUAGAUGGUUAAUAAAUAGAGAUAUUCAAGAAACGCAUCAUAGUUAGUUAUUGUUUUUGUGUCAUACAAACAAUAUUUUAAAUGAAAGAUAGCAAACUUACCGGGCUGGUUGGAACGUGUAACUUCAGCCUCUUCAGUGCCAUAUUUAACCGCUUAAAGCGGCAAUCCACAGUUGAAAUGAUACAAAGCACCCCUCACCACUGUUUCAGUAAAAGGUUGAAGGAUGGGGCUGGAGAAAUGGAACCACACUCAAAUUCAUUGACAGAGCUGUGGAUGCAAGGACUGACCAUCCAUUCUGUUUUUAACCAUGUUUUGAGACGAUACAGUGUUUUUGUUACAUAUACAAGUUUAUAUUUUGGCUUCUGAUGGGGUACGACAGUUGAACUAAGCUCAUGGGGCAUUUAUAACGAGUACUCUCCAAGAAUCAAUGGGUUUAUAUCCAAAAAUGGACAUGUCCAAAUAUUGGUAACUGCAGAUUGCACCUUUAAGCAUAAACAUCCCAUAACUGUACAGAAAUGAAACUUCAAUCAACACUAAUAGCUGGAUAGAUUAGUCAGCAUCAGACAAGUUGCAUUUUUUUCUGCCCAACUGUCUGAGGCAGAAAGAAUUGCACCUUAUUGACUUUUAUUGAAUUCAAAGGAUGUCACUUUUGUCAGUAUAUUGAUUUUGAUCAGUUCAUAUUUGCAUGCCUUUAUUUCAACCGGGGCUUGUGCCACCGUCAGAGAGUUGAGGUUGAGAUGCAUGGUGAUUUACAGGUGUUUUGUUUUUGUGGUUCACACUGACUCUGGACUCACAAGUAGACUAGCCUGGUUCCAGAUCUGUUGAGGUGAUAUAUAACCAGCCCCCAUAUGGUCGACCAUGCAGCACUAACAGAUCUGGGACCAAGCUAAAGAUGACAGAUGCUUCCAAUAGAUACAGUCAGAGACUCUACAGCUGGGUAUUAAUAUCUAGAUGGCAAAGGUCUGCAGCGCUGCUCGCUUCAUUGAUUGAUAUAUUCAUGUAAUUGAGUGGCCAGCCAGAGAGUCCAAUCUGAAUCAGACCCUGGAUGAAAAUAGAAGGCAGAUGUGGAGGAAUGGAUCUGAAUAAUGUAAAGGGUCUCCUGGGACACAGUGGAACAAGUUUAACAACGAGGUAGUAGAAUGCCUGAGCUGACACAUUUAACCUAUCAGUUUUUGUUUUUAUAGAUUGUCCUGUAAAAUUGCCAUUUUGUACAGUUGUAAAUCAUCAAUAAAAAUUUAUUUAAUAACUUUA
This is a messenger RNA of Oncorhynchus masou masou (cherry salmon), 5158 nucleotides long. Its product is annotated as autophagy-related protein 9A-like. The transcript has 19 exons. Gene Ontology annotation, cellular component: autophagosome; phagophore assembly site. The record is from RefSeq and is a predicted model, not a curated record. Bases 512 to 3088 code for a protein of 858 amino acids. Gene Ontology annotation, biological process: protein localization to phagophore assembly site; autophagy of mitochondrion; nucleophagy. Lineage: Eukaryota; Metazoa; Chordata; Actinopteri; Salmoniformes; Salmonidae.